AUGGUACUUCUUGCUUAUCCGUUGUUAAACACCGCAGCACCAUUAUCAUCUAAAUCAACUUUUAUGGAUCGUUCAAUAGGAAAUUCCAGUACUUGUCCAAUUGCACGUCCGAUUCCACUUAAUUCUAGUCAACAUAAUCAUCGAACUGUUUGUCCACUACCUAUUCGACCACUCAAUUCCAACAUUUUAUUACCGUUACUUCAACAAAAUGAAAAAUUUUUAUCAGCCUCAAGAAAAUCACAAGAAUUUUUUCAUGAAUCUAACGGAACAAAAUAUUUAAAUUUAUCAAUUAUAAAUAACAGUGGUAUCAAGAACAUUGAUUCAUUACAACAAUCUCACCCAUCAUCAAUAUGGGAUACUUCAGUAUCGUCCUCGCCGUCAAGUAUCAAACGUGAUUCACAGUGGCUUGAUCCACGAUUAAGAUCAUCACCAUCGACAUUAGAUCGUUUACAUACAGAAGCUUUGAUUCGUCAUAAAACAUUGCAAAUGCUUCAUACACGUUUUCCAUUAAAUAGUAUUGAUUUUCUUGCAUCAAUAACUGAAAAUUCACUUACAUCUCAUCUAGCAAAUAAAACAUCUACAUCAUUACCUCCAUUACAUCCCCACACAUUGGCAGCCAUACUCAACUCAUCGUCAUCAUCUUGCUCCUCUUCAUCUUCACUAAAUAACUCUUCUUCCAGUACAAACUCAUUGAAUUCAUCACUACAGUCGUCACCAAUCAAUGUACCGUUUAGUAAUCAGAAUACUCAAAAUUCAAAUAAUGAUAAAUGGUGGUCGGUCAAUGAACAUUCGUCGUUGUUCGGUUCUGUUACUCGACGAUGUAAACGUUGUCGCUGUCCAAAUUGUAUUAAUCAAACCGAUAUUGAUCCACAUACGAAACGUCAACAUAUUUGUCAUAUAUGUAAUAAAAUUUACGGAAAAACAUCACAUUUAAAAGCACAUUUAAGAUGGCAUGCUGGAGAAAGACCAUUUCGAUGUCAUUGGCUAUUUUGUGGUAAAGCAUUUACAAGAUCAGAUGAAUUGCAACGACAUUUGAGAACACAUACGGGAGAAAAACGAUUUCAAUGCCAGAGAUGUGUAUGUAUCACUUUUCAAAACUAUAAACCACUAAAAAAUGGUAAACGUUUUAUGCGAUCAGAUCAUUUAUCAAAACAUUCAAAAACACACGAAUCACCAAUAGCAGUAUCAUCACCAUCAACAAUAAUAGCUAAUGAUCGACAAAAUUUUCACCAUCAGACCGAAAAGAUUGAAAAUGCAUUAACAGCAGCAGGAUUUAAGCAUGAAAAAAUUGAACGCUUACAAAGUUUCAAAAAGGACAGUCCAGGUACAACAGUUAAAAUUACAUUUACUGAUUCGUUGGAUCGUGAUACAACUGUUCGUACUGGAAUACAUUUAGAACAUUUAAAUAUAAUAGCUGAACCAGCCAAAUGCGCCAGAGCACACAAUAGUAAAGACUGUGAUAAAGAUGACAAUCAAAUAAAGUGUAAAAACUGUGAAGAAAAGCGACUGAAAUCAACAACUGAGAAUUAUUCGUCUACGUCAUCUGAACGUACACGACCGUCGCCGACACCUAAUGUUAACGAUUAUCGUGCAUUUCCGUCAGCAGACGUUACAUGUCGUCAAAACUCGUCAUCUAUAUCGACUGUUGACAUUGUUGAAACUGUCUUUGAGAAAGUUAUAGCAAUACUUCAACCAACUCUCGAUAAAAUAUUAGAAAAAUUAGAAUUAACAACAACCACUGCACCACUAUCGUCUACUACUGAAACAGCUACAGAUCAGGACCAAAUGGAACUUGAUAAGUUUGAAACAGAAGAAUAA
Molecule: messenger RNA, 1818 nt
Organism: Didymodactylos carnosus
Lineage: Eukaryota; Metazoa; Rotifera; Eurotatoria; Philodinida; Philodinidae
Source: the annotation of a GenBank genome assembly